This is a messenger RNA of Hydatigera taeniaeformis, 1557 nucleotides long. The record is from the annotation of a GenBank genome assembly. NCBI's taxonomy places the organism in Eukaryota, Metazoa, Platyhelminthes, Cestoda, Cyclophyllidea, Taeniidae.
AUGCCGUUGCAAGAGGUCAUUCUCCACCUCUUGCGCAUUUUCCUCCUGGUUAAUUCAGUAGAGGUGCCACUGAAGGAGGUUCCACUGCGUGAGCAGUUAUUAGAGUACCUCUUUAGGGAUUACCAAAACUAUGAAAUUCCAGGAGCCUUCAACAAGACGACUACCGUUGUCACGGUCUAUAUGACGAUAACGGAGAUCACUUCGGUCGAUGUGCGUAUGAUGGACUAUACUACAUACCUACUUUUGCGACAAGAAUGGCAAGAUCCAAGACUGGCUUGGAACAAUAUUCCACGAUUUCGAAAUUACACCAAAAACCUGGUCUCGCCCAAAUUGAAAGAUAAAUUGUGGCUACCGGAUCUCUUUUUCCGCAAUGGCAAAGAGGGUCGCAUUCAUCGUAUGACCAUGCCUAAUUAUUUGACGCGUAUCUCUCCCGACGGAAACAUUCUCUAUAGCCAAAAGAUGACGAUGCGAUUCUCAUGUCAAAUGGAUCUCAAAACGUUUCCUAUGGAUGCUCAAACUUGCCACAUCAAUAUGGGCAGUUACGGAUACUCCUUGAAGGAGUUGCGUUUUGUAUGGCGGCCAGUUCAACCCAUAGAGCUUUCUGAUGGCAUGCAAAUUGCUGAAUUUAACAGUCCUGAGAGUGUGGUAGCCCAGGAUUGUAACGCAUUUUCGACUGACGAAAAUUCCUCAUGCCUUAACGCCACCUUCGUUCUUUCGCGUCAGUUAGGUUCCUGGUUCUCCAGUGUCUACAUAACCAACUUCCUCAUCGUCAUGGCAUCUUGGCAUAGCUUCUGGGUAGAUAUUGAAGCUCAGCCGGCUCGAGUGGCACUGGGAUUGUUGACUCUUCUCGGACUGAUUACUCAGGCCUCAGGCAUCUCGCAGAACCUUCCAAGAGUCUCCUACAUUAAGGCAAUUGACGUAUGGAACAUUGCUUGUAUCAUCUUCAACGUCAGUGUCUUGAUUGAAUUUGCAGUUGCCUCAAAUAUGCAAUGCACAAAGACCAGACGACCAGAGCGAUGGCGCUUGAAUGCUAGAGAAGCUCUCCGUGCAGAGGUGGAGGGGUGGUGCAUCGGAUGUCGUAGAGCAUUCCUCCAACGUCAGCAGAAUGUUAGCGAUUCCAAUAGUGGUUUCGUCAGUGUAGACCUCGAAACUGCCCUAAUUCAAGCCAUUUAUCCAGACAUUGAGAGUCGAUCCAAUCUCCUCCCAAAUGACAUUCUUCAACCAAAAGUUCGUUUCAAUAAUACGGACUUAACGGUUGACAUCCACGACGCUAUUGUUCUGGGUAUUGAUGAAGAAAUGGAGGAUAGAAAUUACGACGACGACGACGACGGUGAUGAUGAUGACAGCAAUUUUGCCAACGGUGCUAAGGACUCUGGAGCAAUGACAGAGGCUGGGAAACGCGUUGAACCAGAGUCCGCAGGAGGAGAGAAGAAGACAAAGAAUAAACGGAGGGUUUCAAGAAUUGAUAUCUACAGUAGAUUACUGUUUCCGCUUUGCUUCUUUGUCUAUAACUGUUGCUACUGGUCAUACUACUUAAUUCUUGUAAAGAAAAAGUAG